AAUUUUAUAGUUUUAAAAUGGAGAUUUUCAGAAAUAGAUGUUAUUCCAAGUGCGGCUCGUGUACGCAUGUGGAACCUUCCAAGGAAGAAGAACAUCCACAGAGACCUGUGUUUGGCUUUCAAAGGGUUCUCUGGCAUUGUUAAUAUAAUCCCAGCAGUUACUGGGAACCAAAAGACCAGGGAUCCUAUCUGCAAGGGUUUUGCAUUCCUUGACUUUGAGUCUGAGGAAGCUGCAAACAGGUUUGUACAGAAGUAUUCCACAACACAUGUGCUUUUUGGGAAGGUACAGAAGCAGAUUACUUGUGUUGUCAUAAACUCACAUGGAUCUUUUAACACUUCUGAGGAGUCAGUAGAUGGCAUUCAGACAUUCUCUCAGCCGAAAGUUACUGACCUGGGAGUUGAGGUUCCUACACGAUCUGAUAUUAAUAAACUUUCACAGAAUUCUUGUGGUGAAACUAUUGACAUAGCAGUAGUUGACAAAACUGGACAAGAAUCUGUAUUGAUUGAGAAUGGCACAGAUGGUCCGCUGUCUCAUUUCAAAGCAGUAGAAACUGGCAUUCAUCAUUCGGACACUUCCCCUUCAUAUGAUGUGGAAAAAGGGUGCGACAAAAAUGCAGACACAUUGGAUUCAAAUCUUUCUACUCCAUUGCAAAGACGAAGGAAACAAAAAGAUUCAAAGAAGAAAACAAUCAAGAAAAUAUCCGUGAAGACGUCAAAUUUGAGCCUCCCCGGUUCCGUGACCAGGUUAAAGGUCAAGGAGAGGGCCGUCCUCACCGGUGUUUUAUCCAAGUAUGGAGGAAAGGUUGCUGUACCUUUAUCAAAGGAGAGCUGAUUCACAGCAUUCAACUGCUCCUGUGUUACAUCAUCAAUGGCUCUGAAGGAACCACUAGUUAGUGCAUCAGUGGUGUGACAAGGAAACCUAAUGUUGUUUUAGGGUGGAUUAACCCACUCUAGUUGUAACAUGGUUUAUGUACCCUUAAAGCUUUUUGCAUACCACUAAUUUUUGGCAUUUAUUUUUGGUACAUAAUUUUUGCAAUUUAUGGCAAAGAGAUUUUAACUAAA
Phoenix dactylifera (date palm) is the source of this 1061-nucleotide messenger RNA. Lineage: Eukaryota; Viridiplantae; Streptophyta; Magnoliopsida; Arecales; Arecaceae. The record is from RefSeq and is a predicted model, not a curated record.